UGAGUCUCUCCGGUAUCACAACGGUUCGUGAGAGAGCGACGCAUUAUUAACUCAAUGUUGGCGUCUGGGAAGCUGCAGCCAUGCCUUCGUACACGAUGUAUUCCAUAUUAUUCUGGAAGGAAUCUAUAUAGGAGCCUUUCGACGGCUGCCAACGCUCAACCACCAUCCUCUCCCAAGCCUCGCGCCCAUCUCAAGAUUCCUGCCUCCUCUCUCUCUUACCACUGGGAUACACUCCCUCCCACGCCCGAACAACUCAAACAUGCAGCGAAGUUCUUUCAAAAAGAACCUCCCAUAUUUCUGUGGUCGGCGCCAAAAUUCAAGACGAUGGACUGGGGGGACAGUCCCGAAGUCUGCUUCCUGGGCCGCUCCAACGUCGGGAAAUCGUCUCUGCUGAACGCACUCCUCUGCAAGAAGAUCGCACACACGAGUUCGAAGCCCGGGCGGACGAGGGCCAUGAACGCUUUCGCGGUCGGCGGCUCCGAGGACAACGGCAAGAAUCGGCUCGUGGUCCUAGACAUGCCGGGCUACGGGAAGGGCGGCAGAGCCGAAUGGGGAACGCAGAUCUUGAAAUAUCUAGGGCAGAGGAAGGAGUUGAAGAGGGCUUUCCUCCUCGUGGAUGCGGAGCAUGGGAUUAAGGAGACGGAUCGUCAGCUCAUUGAUUUGUUCAAGGAGAAGGAGGUGCCGUAUCAGAUUGUCCUGUCCAAGGUGGAUAGGGUGCUCUUUGAUGGAAGUAGGACCCCGAGUCAAGGAGCGCUGGAAUCUAGAUUCUCGCAGUUGCGGAGGACGAUGGAGAGUGUGAAAGAGCUGGUGCAGCCGGAUUCAGAGGAGGAUGGAGGGGCGGUGGGGGAGGUUAUCGCAUGCAGCUCGGAGAAGUGGAUUGAGGGGAAGAGGAUGGGCAUUGAUGCUGUGAGGUUUGCCAUGCUCCAAGCUGCGGGGCUGGAGUUGCGGCCGAAGGUCAAGUUGGCCGCACCUGUGGAGAUUGUUCCUUACGAAGAGAUUUUCGGGAUGGGGAAGUCAGGCGGCUGAGGGGGUGGACAUGACUGAAGAUACAUGAAGAUAUAAAACCAGGGGAAUCAUCCAUAUGAAGCUUCGAGGCAGGGUCAGCCCCGAAGCGUUGAAGAGGCUUAGAUCUUCUGGAUAAAGAGGAUGAGAGUUAGUCACGCUUCAGGGACAAGGUCAAGCAUGGCCGAUCUAAGGAAGAACCGUGGAAGAUUCUGUUGCAGGACGGACGCGGAUGGAUGGAUAAAGUUGAGAACAGGUUGAGUUGUUACUAGAUGAACUGUCAACAACAGCUGUCAAUUGGAAUCUCUCCA
Molecule: messenger RNA, 1313 nt
Organism: Amorphotheca resinae ATCC 22711
Lineage: Eukaryota; Fungi; Ascomycota; Leotiomycetes; Helotiales; Amorphothecaceae
Exons: 1
Coding region: 55-1026 (323 amino acids)
Cellular component (GO): mitochondrion
Molecular function (GO): GTP binding
Source: RefSeq, a predicted model, not a curated record